GGAGUGCCUCCAGCCGCCGCCAGCUGAGUAGUCCUGCCCGCAUCCCCUCUCCCUCCCGGCCCAGGUCCUGCAGCCACUGCCCCGCACUGACUCGUCCGGCGACACGUCGUGGGACACCCCUGUGAGAGGCUCGCUCCGGCCCGCGUCACUGAGGCAGCCGUCUUUGCCCCGCCCCUGCCCAUCGCGCCGGCUCCGGCCCGCGCCCCGCAUCCCGAGCCCUUCCCGGCCCCCGGCUCCCUCCGCCGACGCGCUGCUCGGGCGGUGACGAGACCGCCGCUCCGGCCGCCCUUGGCUCACUUCGCCCAGCUCCCGCCGGAACCAUGAGCUCUGAGGAGGCGCGGCACCUGCUCUUUCAGUCUCCGAUGGCACCAAAGUCUUGUGUGUCCUCCCAAGUAUCUGAUGAUGAACAGAGAAAAAGAGAAAAUAUUCGUUCUUUAACUAUGUCUGGCCAUGUUGGUUUUGAGAGUUUGCCUGAUCAGCUGGUCAACAGAUCCAUUCAGCAAGGCUUCUGUUUUAAUAUUCUCUGUGUUGGGGAGACUGGAAUUGGAAAAUCAACGUUGAUUGAUACAUUGUUUAAUACUAAUUUUGAAGACCAUGAAUCCUCACAUUUUUGCCCACAUGUUAGACUUAAAGCUCAGACAUAUGAACUUCAAGAAAGUAAUGUUCGAUUGAAAUUGACCAUUGUGAAUACAGUGGGAUUUGGUGACCAAAUAAACAAAGAAGAGAGCUACCAACCAAUAGUUGACUACAUAGAUGCUCAGUUUGAGGCCUAUUUGCAAGAAGAACUGAAGAUCAAGCGUUCUCUCUUUAACUACCACGAUUCUCGUGUCCAUGCAUGCCUCUACUUCAUCUCUCCAACAGGCCACUCUCUGAAGACAUUGGACCUCUUAGCCAUGAAGAGCCUUGACAGCAAGGUGAAUAUUAUACCAGUGAUUGCAAAAGCAGAUGCAAUUUCUAAAACGGAAUUACAGAAGUUUAAGAUCAAGCUCAUGAGUGAAUUGGUCAGCAAUGGUGUCCAGAUAUACCAAUUCCCGACAGAUGAUGAAACUGUUGCUAAAAUCAAUGCUUCAAUGAAUGGACAUUUGCCAUUUGCUGUUGUAGGAAGUAUGGAUGAGGUAAAAGUUGGAAAUAAGCUGGUCAAAGCUCGCCAGUACCCUUGGGGUGUUGUACAAGUGGAAAAUGAAAACCACUGUGACUUUGUAAAGCUUCGGGAAAUGCUCAUUUGUACAAACAUGGAGGAUCUGCGAGAACAGACCCAUACGAGGCAUUAUGAACUGUACAGGCGUUGCAAACUGGAGGAAAUGGGCUUUGCGGAUGUGGGCCCAGAGAAUAAGCCUCUCAGUCUUCAAGAGACCUAUGAAGCCAAAAGACACGAAAUUUAUGGGGAACGUCAGAGGAAGGAAGAUGAAAUGAAGCAGAUGUUUGUGCAGCGGGUGAAGGAGAAAGAAGCCAUACUAAAAGAAGCUGAAAGAGAGCUGCAGGCCAAAUUCGAGCACCUCAAAAGAGUUCACCAAGAAGAGAGAAUGAAGCUUGAGGAGAAGAGAAGACUUUUGGAAGAAGAAAUAAUCUCUUUCUCUAAAAAGAAAGCUACCUCCGAGAUAUACCAGAACCAGACCUUUAUGGGCAGCAACCUGAAGAAGGACAAAGACCGUAAGAACUCCAAUUUUAUGUAAAACAAAGGUUCCAGAUCACAGAAGGUCAUCACAAGCAAAAGUUAUUAAAAAGUUAGAAAUAUGCUGUGAUUUUCUUGCUCAUUUUAUUUGCUGUAUCAGUUAUUUUGUAUCUGGCAAAUGGCCACAGUUACUGUCUUUUAUGGAAAAAUACUUUCAAGUAUAAGGUCAAUACAUAAACCAGAGUGGGUGAUAAGAAUUUAUGCGUCCACUACUGUGAAGUUUUAAGCUGCUGGUUUGUGAUGGAUCGAGAUCAUUGCCUCUACUGCCGACUUACUGUCACUUUGCAGAGCGCCACCACAGAGCCGUGCCACUGCCUUUGACAGCAGAGCUCGCUCACAUCAGGCUGAUUGCAUUUACGUUCUAAGAUGAACCUUUUGUUUUGUGCACACUAAAGGUAAAAUUUUGAGAAUAUGUUUUAAAAUGUAUUAUGUACCUAAAACUCUAACCUCUCAAUAGUUUUAUAGAACUUUUUAAUUUUUGAUAUGAUUAUCCAGUUAGUAACAUGAUCCUAAGCUUUUGUAUAAAAUGUUAUAUAAUAUGAUGGUCUUCCAUGCUUCAGUACACUUUAUGGUGGCUGAUGUAUGAUGAUGAAAAAAAAAAGUUUAAAAGUAAAAACACCCACGUAUAUAUACCCUUUUUCUAGUGAAAAGUACUUUUGAAUUGGUGUUAUCACAGUAUUUUUAUUAGGAUGUAUUACAUAUUUGUUGCUUAAAACUGUCUUCCAAGGGAAAAAUAAGAUUGAAUUACCUUACUAAAAAUAUUUCUAAGAAAAUAGCUAUGAGCAUCUGAAUAUUAAAGAUAUAAACAUUUAGAUAAUUCAUAUCAGUGCCUUAGUAGUAGUCUCAGAACAAUUAACUUUUUCUUAACAGUCAUAGGUAUAUAAUUUUUUUAUUUUUUGUACCUAAAUAUUCUAAAUAAAACUGACAUUUACUCUUGACAAAUAAAAUAUAUCUGCAUAUUUACUAAAAUGUGUUUACAUUAAUUUUUCUGUUUACAAACUGUCAUCAUAAGAAACAUUUUAUCAAAGUUCAUUUAAUUGUAUGUCUGAACUAUUUUAAAACAAGCAUAUUACCAGUAUUUUUCAGACAACAAAAUGUUUAAGUUAGCCUAUGUUAGAUUCUGAACAGUGCUUUUUUUAUGAAGUUGUAUAAGUUGCAAAUAAAACCUUUCAUUUUUUAGCACAA
Myotis lucifugus (little brown bat) is the source of this 2857-nucleotide messenger RNA. It is a transcript of the gene SEPTIN10, whose product is annotated as septin 10. The record is from RefSeq and is a predicted model, not a curated record. Gene Ontology annotation, molecular function: GTPase activity; GTP binding; molecular adaptor activity. Gene Ontology annotation, cellular component: septin ring; microtubule cytoskeleton; cell division site. The transcript has 11 exons. Gene Ontology annotation, biological process: cytoskeleton-dependent cytokinesis. NCBI's taxonomy places the organism in Eukaryota, Metazoa, Chordata, Mammalia, Chiroptera, Vespertilionidae. Bases 321 to 1673 code for a protein of 450 amino acids.